UCACAUGGUCCGACGCUUAUUUGUGUCCCCACUUGGAUUAACUGAUAGUCAUGGCGGGUCCUGACCUGAUAAAAACUAUUUUAUAUACAAUCAAUCAUCUCCUACAACAGGAGAAAUACAAAGCAGCCCUGGCAGUUUUGAAGGGAUUCAGAAACGGCGCCGUAUAUGGGGCCAAGAUCAGAGCACCUCACGCCCUGGUUAUGACAUUUCUCUUUAGAAGUGGCAGUCUGAAGGACAAACUCAAAGCCAUUCUCAAAGCCACGUACACCCACUCUCGGAACCUGGCGUGCUUCGUGUUUACAUACAAAGGACUACAAGCCUUACAGCAGCAGAUCCAAGGAAAGAGCCAACAGUCUCACUCCUUUCUAGCUGCCUGUGUUGGAGGAUGGUUAGUGUUUGGAGACAACAACAACAUCAAUAGUCAGAUCAACAUGUAUCUGCUGUCUCGAAUCCUGUUUGCCUUGUCUCGACUGGCUGUAGAAAAAGGAUUUGUCCCUGCACCCAAACGUGAUCCUUUCCCACUGUUUGCCACGCUGGUUUGGGGCAUCGUCUUGUGGCUGUUUGAGUAUUACCCACACACUCUUCAGCCGUCSCUUCAGUCCUCCAUGACUUACCUCUACCACGACAGCAAUGUGUGGCACGACAUCUCAGAUUUUCUUGUUUACAACAAACCAAGGACUGCCCCUCCGAAAUGAAGCUGUAGUAGUAUUUUUGGAUAUCUUCUUUAGGGUGUUAUAAUUGCAUUAAGUUUUUGUAAUCUAUAUUCCAAAUAUAAUUCAUUGUUGUGUAUGCUAAAGUAUGCUUGGAUCACUGUAAUAUAUUUUUGUUUGUUUGUUUCACUGUUUUAAUUUGUUGAUUAAUUA
This is a messenger RNA of Austrofundulus limnaeus, 863 nucleotides long. RefSeq names its product peroxisomal membrane protein 4 (gene pxmp4). The coding region runs from base 51 to 695 and encodes 214 amino acids. The record is from RefSeq and is a predicted model, not a curated record. The transcript is spliced from 4 exons. Gene Ontology annotation, cellular component: peroxisomal membrane. Lineage: Eukaryota; Metazoa; Chordata; Actinopteri; Cyprinodontiformes; Rivulidae.